CCGGGCCGCAGUAGCCACAGGUUGCUCGCUUGUUGCCAAGGAGCCGUAGCGACACGAACACGUCAGCGGAGUGAAGAGUAACAGGGCUGUUAUUUGUGCGCAGAUAGUAGCGGGGAAAUUUCAUAUAUCAUGUUAGAGUCGCCUUUUCGCGCCUAAGACGUGUGGCUAGAGAGCAGUCGAAGCCUUCCUUGGUACGUUGCUGGGCUCAGCGCUUAAAGGCGAGGCUGGCAAAGGCAAAACAUUGAGCUAGUUAGCUAGCUAGCUGGCUAGCUCGCUACGCUAGCUAAAGUUCCUGUCAAUGAAACUGAGGUAAAUUCAGCUUUUCCCUGCGCCCGUGACUCAGCUAACGUUAACUGCGGGCUGGAAAUCGGGACCAGGAGGGUAAGCUGCGUCGACGUAAUGGGAUAUAUGUUGAGAGAGAGGUUACUUAGUUAACCCUGCUAGCUGUCGUGCAGUCCCAAGAGCAGCAGAAAUGACGCGCAGCCUCUCGGCUGCCGGGCAAAGUAGUAAUAAUUAUUAACCGACUGCCUUCUGGGUUUCUGAAUACUGCUCAGUAGGUUCUGUGAUAUGUCGUCUCCAUCGCCGGUGCAGAUCAGGGAGGCGAAUGCGCAUUUGGCUGCUUUGCACAGGCGAGUCGCGGACCUUGAGCAAAAACUGGAGGCAGCAGAGAAGACUGUGAGGGAGCAAGCGGAGAGCCUGAUUCGGAAAGACGAACAGCUGAGGGCUGCUACGCAAGAAAUAACAGAGAACAAGGACAGGGAGAUUUCCUACCUCCAUGAAAAGCUUUGUCAAUCAGAGGAAUCCAUUCAGAAACUCCAGCAUAUGGUCAAGGAGAAGGAUUCCCUAAUUGGCCAGUUGCAGCACCGCUGUCAGCUGCUGGACAACAUCUGUAAAAGCCGUCCCUUAUUAGACAGCAUGCUGGCCCAAAUGGCAGAGGCGGAAAGAAUGGGGCCCAUUAUUGACUUGUGCAAGCCUAUAGCAGACACAUCACUCACAGAUGGAGAGUCCAACUGCAGCCCUAGUGGCCUCUCCAAUCACAAAGACUUUUCACUCAGUGAGGAUGACGUGGAUGAUCAGGAGUUGGAUGGCGUAGUCUUUGGAACUACUGUAUGAAAAGGAGAAAGGAACUUUUGUGACUUCACAAUUUUGUGUUUUGGACAGUGCAGAUUUAAAGAGACCAAGAGAAAGACUGGGUAUGCUGAGGGUUAGCCUGCAUUUGAUUCGGUAUAUUUCCAUACUGCAGUGUAUCCAUACUGUACAUCUACCCUUCAUUACAGUAGCAUGGGUGUGAUUCAGCAAGCUGUUCCCAAGCCAAGAUCAGAGCUGUUAACAAAGCUGUGCUGAGAGAACGUGAUUAACCAAGAUGGCCUAGAACUAUGUGCAAAGUGAUGUAAAGUUUUAUUUUCUGAAUGGGUGCAUCACAGCCUAUUUACUUUUAUUUCAUAAAGUUUUUCUGGAAAAGUCAACUAAUUUUUAAAUUUUGGUAUAAGGUUCGCCUAGCAAGGCCUUUAAAGUCCUUUUCUUUUCCAGGCUGCCAUAAUUUGCUAAAAAAGAAGGAAGCUCAAGGAGCCCAUUUUGCUCCUCAGAAAGGAAUAUUUCAGUGUUUUCAACUUAGUCUGUGUCUGCCACAUCUGCAGCAUGAAAUCGAUCACCACAAACCACAGUUUUGAUGUUUUCAGGCACUUAAAACAAACAAAACCUGUUGUAUUAACACACAUAAGGUAUUUUCAUACUUGUUCUGAAUGUUUGAGUCAGCCCCCGGGACUGAUUCUAGGGCAAGGGUUUAAUAAUCACAGGUUUUAGUAGAACAGAGAAUUUGUUCUGAACCACGGCUUAAUCGCUCAAUUCCAUAUGUCACCUUUAUGCGCCUGUUUUUUACAAAAUGGUAAUUAGCAAGUUUGUCCAGGGAUGCCAACUAACAAUAGGCUCGUAUUCGUCAGCUAACAACACUCAAACCAUGAUGAGCAGCAGCUACUAGAUGUGUGGAAUGUUCUCAUGCAGGAACCUGCAAACAAGGAGCCAAGGAUUAGAUGUUUAGAUUUAGUUGUUGGGCUUCACCACUAUACAUCUCCUUCCCCGCCAUUGCAAUACUCAAAACAGGGAGUAACAAGACAAAGUUAACUGAUCAAAAGACUCGACAUUUAGCACCAGGAGCAGAUUGCUUUCAGAUGUGAAAAGGGCUGCAUUAGGGCUCACAUAAAGUGUACCCCAGACUACCAUUUUCAGGGGGAUCAGAGCUUUCUGGACUGCUCCUGGGCAAAAACAGCUUUCACAGUCCGCCAGAUGUUCCACACACUCCAGGGGCACACAGCCGCAGACCUGGUAAAAAUCACUUGUGUCAAAAAUGGCCAUAUAACAGAAGCUAAUGGGGCACUUGCCGCAUUGGUUUCGAUGGUCUAGGUUUUUUUCUCCUUUUCAUUUCUUUUGCUGUCAAAAUUGUUGUCCAUGGCAAUCGGCGGCAUGCUACAGAUGCAGCAGAUAGAGACUGGGUUGUAAAUAAGCUAGAGCGUGGCUCCAAGUGCCUUGCUCAAAGGUACAACCAAGGUCGCCUUGGGAAGGGCAACAGCAUUUGAAGCUGCAGCUCUGUGGUCUUGAAUGAACAUCCCUUUGGUGUCUCAUCAGCUGUUUCAUUCAGUAAACCCUUUUGCACUCUUUUCAUUAGUACAUCAUUGAUCAGGUCAAGUAAAUGUCAGAUAAAUGGUUACAGUGUUUAGUAUGAAUAUCAAAGGUUACUGUUACUAGGCCACAUCAGUCUAUCUGCCAGUUUGUGGUGUUAUGAAGGUAAACCGUAAUGUGUCUGGAAAGAAAUCUGAUUGCAAAUAAUGAUCACGUCCCUGCAGCUUUGUGCAAUUGUGAUAUUAUUUCUCUUCCUUUGAUGUCAAAACAGGAUGUGUAAGUCCUGUGUGCCUGGAUGUGGCAGUGAUUUCUCAGUCGCAAAAUCAGUUUUAUUUUCAGUUGCAUAUUUAAUUUAGUACUUUUGAAAUCAAGUCUAUGCAAGUUUAAAUAUAUUUUUUAUGUGUCUGUGGGUAUCAUUUGGAAAAAGCAGUGAUUAUGGUCAUCUGGUCAGACUUUUGAAUUGUUUUGUUGCAUUAGUCCUUCAGAAAGACUCAUUCAAGUUGGUAACUGUUGCACAUAUUCUGAUAGUGUCUCAAUCGUCCUAUUUUGAACAUUACAACUAGAAAAAAUAUCUGUUCAAUAUCUUCUUGGUUUUGCAAGUUAUGCAAAGGUAAAAUGUGCUACUGCAUCAUGGCACAGUACUUGUGUUAUCAGGGCAUGUGUGUCUUGUUAUUGCCCAGUAUAAGAGUGUACGUAUGCUACCUUUUAUUUUCUACGGAGUUAAUUGGUGCCUCAAAAACAUGGUCAGUUGGUCUAUGGAACUAUUUAUUCUGAUUAUAUCUAAUAAACUAUUUUGUUAUUCUGUGAUGAUGGA
Messenger RNA from Pygocentrus nattereri (red-bellied piranha), 3430 nucleotides. Its product is annotated as vimentin type intermediate filament associated coiled-coil protein. The transcript has 2 exons. NCBI's taxonomy places the organism in Eukaryota, Metazoa, Chordata, Actinopteri, Characiformes, Serrasalmidae. Bases 568 to 1113 code for a protein of 181 amino acids. The record is from RefSeq and is a predicted model, not a curated record.